Alligator sinensis (Chinese alligator) is the source of this 609-nucleotide messenger RNA. Its product is annotated as C-type lectin lectoxin-Lio2-like. The coding region runs from base 1 to 459 and encodes 152 amino acids. The record is from RefSeq and is a predicted model, not a curated record. The transcript is spliced from 5 exons. Lineage: Eukaryota; Metazoa; Chordata; Crocodylia; Alligatoridae. Gene Ontology annotation, molecular function: signaling receptor activity.
AUGGGCUUCGCCUUCCCCACAAAGGCAGCAGCCGGCGCCCCGCUGGCGCUGCUCCCCCCCCUCCCGGCCCUGGGAGCUGCAGACACAGCUGGCUUCCUCCUGUCACAGGCGGCGUGUCGGAAGCAGGGCCGUGGGGCCCAUCUCGCCUCCGUUCUCAGCAGUUCAGCCACAGAAGUCGUUGCCGGAUACAUCUCCAGUCAUUACCCUGAUGGGAACGUGUGGAUCGGGCUCCAUGACCCUCGGCAUAAUAGAGUGUGGACAUGGACAGAUGGCUCCAGCUUCACCUACAGAGCUUGGCGAUUUUGGGAGCCUAACAAUUGGAUGUGGAGAGAGUACUGUGUGGAGCUCCGACAUUUUGGGGGAUUUAAGAAAUGGAACGAUAUUGACUGCAAGAGACAGAGAGCCUUCAUCUGCAAGUACCAUCUCAAAGCAGGAGUACACCAGCCCCUGGGACGUUGAGCGCAUUGCAUCCGGCAGCUCUUCCAGGGAGACCCGUCCUGCAAACCUGCCUGCUGUGCCCCCUCCCCACACUGCUGUGCCCAUCCAUGCCAGUCCCACUAUCCUCUGCCUCCUCUCGCUCUGCUGGGUUCCCACAUCUCUCCUCCCCUC